AUGGAGGACAGACUUAGGAAUGAGCUUGGUGACAUUAUAAGCAAAUCCUGUGGUAUUGAAGUGGAGAGAGUAAAUAAAGCCAUUAUGCGGAGUAAAACCAUAAAGAACGGUGAUUUUAUAGUUCCAUUCUCACAGCUCACACGGGACGAGGCAGUCAUACAGACAGUAGCAGAGAGUAUUAAAGAAGGCCAUUCCAUCAUAAAGAGAGUAGAGGUAAUUAAGCAAAUGCUCUGUAUAUACAUAGAUGUAAAGGGAAUAGCAAAAGAAUUAGUCAUAGAUAUACUUACCAAGAAGGGCGAGUACGGGAGCAGCACAGAGGGGAAGGAUAAAGCGGUUGUGAUUGAUUUUAGUUCUCCAAAUAUUGCGAAGGUGUUCCAUGCAGGCCAUUUAAGAACCACAAUUAUUGGGAAUUACAUCCAGAACAUAUACAAGAAGAUGGGCUACAAGACAGUUGCACUGAACUAUUUAGGCGACUGGGGGAAACAGUUUGGAUUCUUAGCCAUAGGGUACACAGAAGACCAGAAAGCGUGCAAUGGAGAGUCUGAGAGGAUGAAAGAGGAUCCAAUCAGGUACUUGAAUGACAUAUACGUACGCAUGAAUAAGAGGGCAGAAGAAGACCCCUCCCUGCACGAUAAAGCCAGGGAGUUCUUUAAGAGAAUGGAAGAUGGUGAUGAAGAAGCAAUGACUCUGUGGAGUAAGUUCAGGGAGUUAAGUAUAUCUAAGUAUAAGGAAAUGUAUGCCAGUAUGAACAUAUACUUCGACGUAUACUCAGGAGAGAGUUUCUACGGGGGCCAGGCGGCUUUAGAUAAUAUCCUGUCUAAGCCGUACUUAGUCCCGUGUGAGGAUGGGUCAAAGAUAGCUGACUUAGAUAGGCUUGGUAAGACGGUUUUAGUGAAGAAGGAUGGGUCGACUAUUUACAUCACAAGAGACGUCCUCUCAGCACAGGACAGAAUUAAAACGUACUCACCGCAUAAGCUUAUAUACGUAGUGGCCAGUCAGCAGGACCUGCACUUCAAGCAAUUAUUCAACCUUAUGGAGAUGGAUGGUUAUGACCCAGCACUAUUCCUGCACAUAAAUUUCGGCAUGGUCAAGGGAAUGUCCACCAGGAAGGGCACUGCCGUAUCCCUGUCGGAUAUUAUAGAUGUGGCACAGGAAGCCGUCCUUGAGAAAAUGGAGGAGAGUGGUAAAUCAGACCAAAUAAUCGAUAAGAGAGACACUUCAAGGAACCUGGCACUCUCAGCGAUUCUUAUACAGGACUUUAAAGCCAAGCGGAUCAAGGACUAUGAGUUUGACAUGAAGAAGAACACUUCAUUCAUUGGUGAUACGGGGCCGUAUAUUCAGUACACUCUGUGCAGACUGGCCAGUAUUAGCAGGAAUUCUAUUUAUCCUGUGGGGAGUCCAUUAGAACUGGACUUUACUGAUUUAGGCAGUGACAAGUGCUAUGACCUCCUAUUUCUACUUGGCAGGUACCCUUCUGUCCUAUUGGAGAGUAUCAGGACGCAUGAACCAUCGAUUAUUGUUACGUAUAUCCUGCAGGUGUGUCAGUUAGUUAACUCUAUCUUCCGUGUUAUAUGGGUGGCUAAUCAGCCUAAAGAUAUUGCCAGGGCGAGACUUGCGAUGUACGAGUCAAUCAGAUACGUAUUGGCAGAUGCCGUAAGUAUCCUGGGCAUGAAACCAUUAGAAGUGAUGUAAUCCAUUAGGCUAGAUGUUCAUAAUCUGACA
This is a messenger RNA of Nematocida parisii ERTm1, 1722 nucleotides long. Its product is annotated as arginyl-tRNA synthetase. Gene Ontology annotation, biological process: arginyl-tRNA aminoacylation; mitochondrial translation. Lineage: Eukaryota; Fungi; Microsporidia. Gene Ontology annotation, cellular component: mitochondrion; cytoplasm. Bases 1 to 1692 code for a protein of 563 amino acids. The transcript has a single exon. The record is from RefSeq and is a predicted model, not a curated record. Gene Ontology annotation, molecular function: ATP binding; arginine-tRNA ligase activity.